Molecule: messenger RNA, 3285 nt
Organism: Giardia duodenalis
Lineage: Eukaryota; Fornicata; Diplomonadida; Hexamitidae
Product: Ankyrin repeat protein 1
Exons: 1
Coding region: 1-3285 (1094 amino acids)
Molecular function (GO): protein binding
Source: RefSeq, a predicted model, not a curated record
AUGUCGCGUGGUGGAAGCCAGCUUGAAGGUUGGUUUUCGUGGGCGAUUAAAGGCGACUAUGAGAAAAUAAAGGAGAACUCAUAUAUCUAUGCUCGGAAGACCACAGAUCAUGACAUGACUGCCCUGAUGUACGCGGCUGUCUAUGGGCACGUAGAGAUAGUGAGGCUUCUUUCAACGUUAGAGCAAGGCAUACGGAACAGUUACGGCUUUACUGCCUUAAUGCUCUCUGUUCUACGCGAUGAUGUUGAACCUUUUCAGAUGACACCAGAUGACAUGAGCGAGAACACCCUUGCUUCAAUAAAUCGGCGGUAUGACUAUACAACUCGGAAAAGCCAUCGACGGGAAAUUAUGAUGGAGCUAGUUGAUGGCGAGCUGUCUAUCCGAGACCCCAGAGGGCGUACUGCGCUAAUGCUUGCCGUUGAACAUGGAAACCGCGAUGCAGUAGAGUUUCUUCUGAACAAGGGUGGCGAGAUGACGACAGAUUGUGGGUGGAAUCCGCUUAUGCAUUCAAUUAUACGGCAAAACAUGCACGAAUUUAACAAACACUACGACAGAUACAGCAGAAAGCGGAAUAUGUCGCGGCAAACCCCCCUCAUGCAGGCUGCUAUGAUGGGGAAUAUCUCUAUGGUGGAGAAGCUAAUAGACACUAGCACAAGAAAGCAGGACAUCCGGGGCUUGACUGCACUAAUGUAUGCAUCCAAGGUUAACGAGGUGGAAGUGCUUAAUUUACUGAAGGAGAAGGAAAACAAGAUGACAGACAAGGCGGGGAUGACUGCUCUCAUGUAUGCUGCGGCGCGGGGGUUUUCAGAAGCAGUGGCAGCGCUUAAAGACCUUGAACAUGGUCAGAAGGACUUGUAUGGUUGGUCCUCGCUUAUAUAUUCUUGUCUCUCCAAUAAUCUCCAGUCUGCAAUGCUUUUGCGAUCGGCAGAGUCUCACAUAGUGGACAAGUCCGGCACCACCGCCCUUAUGUACGCAGCUGUACUUAAUAGGAUUGAUAUUAUACAUAUUCUCAUGAACGAUCUUAUCCUAAAGACAGAUGAAGAUGGCACGACCGCCCUUAUGCAUGCGGCUGUCUUCAACAGAACGGACGCGGUCCGGAUAUUGGCCAACUACGAGACCAAGCUCACAGAUUCUAACGGUCUUACUGCGCUUCAUCACGCAGUGACUCACAACCAUAUAGAAGUAGUCAAGCUAUUGAUUCCAAGUGAAUAUUCCAUGCGGGAUUCGUGUGGAAGGACGGCCUUGUACCGUGCGAUUGAGCUGGGGUACCUGGGCCUUGUGCAAGUGCUUGGGCCAAUGGAGAAGGAUGGUCCCCUUCCCACUGGUUGGACGCGGUUGAUGGUCUGCACUAUUGCAAACAAAGUUGACUGCUUUUCACAGUACAUUCAUGAAGCUAAGUCGUUCAUUCCUACUGGGGAAACCGCACUGAUACUAGCCGUCCAAUACUCAACACUUGUGACUAUUCAGGCACUCUUGCAAUAUGAGGCAACCUUAUCGAAUAGCCGGACAGGUCGGACUUCACUCAUGUAUGCAGCCUCCCAGGGCCGUGAGGAUGUGGUACCACUGCUUUUGCUCAGUGAGAAAAUGAUGCAGGACAAGGAGGGUUUAACGGCGACAAUGAUUGCUGUCAUCUCUGGUAACACUUCUGUCUUGAAGGCAUUACUGACCGUUCCUUUUAGCACUGGGCAGAGUCCUGCACCCUUUGAGGUAGGCAUGAAAGACAUAUACGGUCAAACCGCUCUUAUGAAAGCAGCAGUAUUAGGAAAUCGAGAAGCAGUGGAGAUGCUGUUGCCAUUUGAGUCAGGCCUACAAGACUGGAAUGAAAGGUGUGCAAUAAUGUACGCGCAGAAUAGAGGACACGUUGAUCUUGUCUCUAUGUUACUUCCUUUCGAGGGGAAAAUAAGGGAUAAACUAGGAAACACAUACCAAUCAUAUAAGUUAGGCGAAGGUCUGGAUUUUAAAGUACCUAUGAGCGAUCUAAUAGUUAGCGGAGACCAUACGUCGUCUGCGGCCUCAAGGGGCAUUCGACUAGACUCCAUACAAGAAGAGUCUGUCGAUGUUUAUAGAACUGCUCACACAGAUGAGAACACCCAUCUGACCUCACUUUCUGUGCGGCGAAACGACGUCGUGGAAGACGAGCACCAGUCAAUUAUACGAAUAGGGUUUAGCAUGGAUGGGAGCUCACGCGUUAUUGAGGUGCCUAGGAGCAUUGGAGAUAGGUCUGGUACUGACCAUCCCAACGCCAAGCGUGGGAUUUUGUUAGACAGCACGAUUGAUGAUUCUGAUCAGCACUCUCUCGGGACUCCACGAAUCAUUCAUGAGCAGAAUUCAAGUAGGCUUACAGCGAGAAUUUCUUCCUUAUUGGCUGCCUCUCCACAUGUCGAGGACAUCGACGCCCCUCUUCAGAUACUUUCGAAGCAAACCAUCAAUAAGUUAGGUAAAGCCAGUGAAAGGCAUGAGCUACCUGAUUUAGAAGCCUACACAAUUGAGCCAAACGCAUCUCUCACAGACCCUACUACCUCUCAGAGUUUAGGCACUAGCGAUUUUAGUUCUAAAAAGAUGUUUCGGCCUAAUUCAAAUUCAACUAGAGAGCCCAUCAAGGACACUAAUUCGGCCAUUUCGUAUUUGUCGCAGCUGGUUCCAAUGGUUCCAAUUACUGAACACUCUCCUCCCAAUGAUCCUCCUGUCCCAAAGCCUGAGCGUUUGCUACCCACUGCAGAGUUUUCCAACUCUGUAUCAUCGGUUCCCAUUGUCGACGCUCCGACCAAUAUACCUUAUGCACUUAUUAGAGAAAACAACGUAAUAUAUAGAAUCCCUGUUCAUAGUGGAGUGCAGCAGGCCACCGGAGCGUAUCCUCCCUACACCUUCAUGGAGAAUAUUACUCAGCCUUAUCAACAAAACUUACCCUAUCAAGCAUUACCGUCGUUACCACAAAUGCAAUCACUAUCAUCUCUGCAAACAAAGUAUGAAUUCCCACCGUUUCCUACAAUUCCAGACGUUGCUUAUCCAUGUAUAAACUACUCUGCCCCAUUGCAAUCUGCACACCCGGGUCCACAGCGAGUCAAUCAGCAACCCAAGCCUCUCAUGUUCUCCUCUAUUCAGCCACUAUCAACGCCCUCUGAGAAGGAAUGUUGCACUCCUGAGUCCCGGGUUACGGUGCUUGCAAAGCCAUGCAAACACAUCUUUUCUCUACCCUGUGAAAAGAUCGAUAGUAACAAUCUAAACUUAACUUGUCCUAUUUGUCACAAUGCAGUAACAUGUAUAAUUCCCGAAAAUAAGAAUUAG